CCUGGUCUGGACUACUGCUUACUGAGCCGAGCGUGGCUGAGCGAACUUACGGACCCCAUGGCUUUUUAUUAGAUGACGUUCCUCUAGUUGGACAUUUGACAUUGAUGCAUUGGACAUUGAUUGGAUCGGCAUUAAGCUUUCAAACGUUCCUCUCGUCAGCUGAUCCAUGGCCUAGCUGAGCAGGCCCAGCCUAGUCAGCCUUCGUGGUCGGUGAGGAAGUCAAGAUUCUGAUAUCCAUCGUUAAUCCAAGAGCGAGGCCUGGGCUUGACUUUGGACCCUAGGGUGGGUGGAGUCAGAGGCCAAAGGAUCAAAGGAUUCAUAGUCAGUCCGAAAUUGCCGGAUUGUAGUGUCCCAUUCAUACAUAGACGGACCGAAUCCCGUGAGCUCGGACGACCAUGGACGUGUACCACAAAUUGAAGCAAAAGUUGGCCGACAACUUCCCGGAUGAGUCGGACAAUGAAUCGACCCGUGAUCGCUAUGGCAGCGCGGCUCCCACCAGUGUCGAUCCGGCCGUGCUGCAACGCGAGAUCCUCGAACUCAAGGAGCACAUCAACAAGAACUACUUCGUGUACGUGAAGCGUCUCGAGAGACGCAAGGAGCGCAUCAAAGAGCUCGAGGAGUACGCCCAACUCCUCAUCAAGGACAACGAAAUGGCCAAUGAGCAGAUCAAGGACUAUGAAGAAUGUCAGAGGCAACUCCAGGAAUAUCGAGAUAAUUUGGAGCAACUCGAAGGCUUUCAAUCCCAAGAGCUGGCCAAGGUCAAGCAUAUGCUCUUGAGCGCUGAGACUGCUUUGGACAAAGAGACUCAGGAACGCAAGAGACUCGAGGUCCUGGUGAAAGAAGCCUCCGCCACCCCGGCAUCUAUCACCGAUUCUUAUGACUACCAGCAAUUGAUGGUAGACCAUCAGCACCAACUCCAGACUCGGGAUGAACGCGCUCAGUUGGACUUGGCCCGAGAAACCGAUAAAAUACGGACAGAGCUGACCGAAAUGUAUGAGGCCAAGCUGGCCCGAUUGACCGAGCGAGUCCAGCAACAGGAUUUAGGCCAAGACGAACGGCUCUUGGCCAUAUCUCAAGAGCGUGAUGCCUUGGAGCAAUCUCUGGCUGAAGCCGAAACUAAGUGCCAGGUUCAAAUCAAUACUACUGCCCAGUUGGAGGGUCAGGUGACCGAGCUCCGAGCGGCCCUAACCGCUAAAUCUGAUGAAGUGGCUUCCGUGAUAAUUGAAAGAGACCGUGUUAAGAACUCAUUGUUGGAUUUAGAGAUCACCAAUCACGAAAACCAAGCCCAUUUGGGAUCUGAGAGGGAGAAAACCAAACUCGACGUGGCGAGGCUUGUCACCGAAAAAGAAACGCUCGAAGUGGCCUUAGACCGACGUGAUAAAGAGCUCAAGGCCAAGAAGGAGACCUUCCGCGAUGAGUUGGCCAAACUGGAACAAGCCAAAUCGCAAGCUGAUGCCGAGAUCCAUACCAAAACAGUUCGAAUCCAUGCCCUGGAAGCCGAAAAUCAGGUUCUUCAAACCACUCGAAAUCAUAACACGCAAGCCUUGAAUGAGGCCCAAAGCUUAUUGGACACCAAGGAGCAAGCUCUAAAAACCAUGGAAGUUCGAUGUUGCGAGUUGACUAGAGAUUUCGAAGCCAAACAAAACGAAAUGACUCAAGUGAGGCAGAUUUCGGAAUCAAGUACGCAGGAACGGACGGCUUUAAAACUAGAGCUGGAUGUGCUUAGCUCGAAUUAUCACCAAUUAGUGACCGAUUUUGAGGCCGUGUCAGAAGAAAGAGAUUCUCUUAAAAGCUCGUGUGAUCGUUUGAAAGUUGAAAUUGAGAAUCUCAACCAACUGGUAAUUGAUCUCCAGAACGAAAUCAACGAUAGAGACGCGACCUUUGCCGACAAAGUGAAUCAAUCGGAAAGGGUCCUUAACCUUGAAAAAAGUCUUCAGCUUGCUGAGGACGAAAUCAAUGACAAGAAGAACAUCAUCAAAGUUCACCAACAGAAAAUGGCGGAUAUGAAAAAGACGUUCCAAAAGGAAAUGAGAACGGUAGCAGCGGCUCCUUCAGAAAGCUCGUCAUCUUCCUCUCGCCAAUCACCAGUGAGGCGGUCACCUUCACUUGGGUUUAGCGGUGUCAGUCAAGACCAACCUGAAGAUAUGGUUUCAAUGACUGAUGUGAAUUUGAGAUAUUUAAAACACGUCAUCUUCAAGUUCUUUACCUCUCGUGAAUACGAGGCUAAACACUUGACUCGAGCUUUGGCGGCUCUUUUGCAUUUCUCGUCAGAUGAAGAACGGUUGCUUCAAGAGCAUUUAGAGUGGAAAAUGUCUUGGUUUGGGGCAAAACCAAAAUCUGGAUCUGGACAGUUCUCUUUGUCCAUCAAUUCAACCACGUGAAACUCCCGCAAUUUGUCUUGGUCACCACCACUAUCCACCCUUGAUUGCACUGUCAUUAGAUUUCCAUUUUUACUUCGACUACAGACGGCCCCAUGUUUUAUUUCUUUAUUUUUUUCCCAGUUCCUGGAACCACUAUUAGUCUUUAACAAAUACAUUCGAAAUGACUUAUCAAGAA
Molecule: messenger RNA, 2556 nt
Organism: Tigriopus californicus
Lineage: Eukaryota; Metazoa; Arthropoda; Copepoda; Harpacticoida; Harpacticidae
Product: golgin subfamily A member 1-like
Exons: 7
Coding region: 396-2381 (661 amino acids)
Cellular component (GO): Golgi apparatus
Source: RefSeq, a predicted model, not a curated record